GCGUUUCUGGUAUAACUGCAUUCAUAUGACAGUGUGACCAAUAAGAGCUGGAGUGGUUGGUGUAGGUUGAGCUUUUGCUGGAGCCGGUAAAACUAAAGCGGAUGUGUAAAAGAGCCGGCAACACUCACCCGAGUGGAAAAUCUAAUCGAUUUCGUUUGUGUAUAUAUUUUUUGAACGUACACAAAAUUAUUGCAUUUGAUACUUUUACAAGAGAUAAGCAUGAGCCGGCUCGAAAAUCGAAAGCGUUUGAGAGAAGAGAUCUUGCCUACCGACUUGUGCGUAACUCCCGAAAAGAAGGUUUCGGACGUUUCGUGGCGACACACUGAUUAUCAGGACUGGGGUGUUGAAGAAACGUGCAAAUAUCUGCAACUGAAAGGGUUUGGAGAAUGGCAACAAAAAUUUAGAGAUCACCAGAUUACAGGUGUGGGCCUGCCCUACAUUACUGAUGCUCACCUGGAGAGAAUGGGGAUUGGACCUCUGGGUGCCCGAUUACAGAUUCUUCACUGUCUGAGAAAUCUAUGGCAGUUUUCUGUUGACAGGAUGAAGGUCUUCAACGACCCCAUCCAUGGUCACAUUGAGAUGCACCCCUUGCUGGUGAAAAUCAUCGACACCCCCCAGUUUCAGAGGCUGCGCUUCAUCAAGCAGCUGGGUGGUACCUACUUAGUGUUUCCUGGAGCUUCCCACAACCGGUUUGAGCACUCCAUCGGGGUGGGCUACCUGGCGGGCCGGCUGGUCCAGGCCCUGUAUGAGCGACAGCCGGAGCUGCGGAUCACCCAGAGGGACAUGCUGUGUGUGCAGAUCGCAGGGCUGUGUCACGACCUGGGACACGGCCCUUUCUCUCACAUGUUUGAUGGAAUAUUCAUCCCUCUAGCCCGCCCAGGCUUAAAUUGGAAGCAUGAGACUGCCUCUCUUCAGAUGUUCGAUCACCUGGUAUCUGCCAAUCAUCUGGAGACUGCAAUGGAGCAGUAUGGCCUAGUUCUUCCGGAUGACAUCAUUUUCAUCAAGGAGCAGAUAGCUGGGCCCACUUACCAGAACCAGUCUUCAUGGCCUUAUCGGGGCCGUUCAGAAGAGAAGGGCUUCCUGUAUGAGAUUGUGGCCAACAAGAGAAAUGGCAUUGAUGUGGACAAGUGGGAUUAUUUUGCCAGGGAUUGCCAUCACCUUGGAAUUCAAAACAACUUUGACUACAAGCGCUUUCUGAAGUUCGCCCGAGUUUGUGAGGUUGAGAAUAAGAAACACAUCUGUACCAGAGACAAGGAAGUAGGGAAUCUGUAUGACAUGUUUCAUACUAGAAACUGCCUUCACCGCAGAGCCUACCAGCACAAGGUUGGCAAUAUCAUUGAGACAAUGAUAACCGAGGCUUUCCUGAAGGCGGAUAAAUACAUCCAGAUUGAAGGCUCCGAAGGAAGGACAUUCACAAUUUCCACUGCAAUAGAUGAUAUGGAGGCCUACACCAAGCUGACAGAUCACAUCUUCCUGCAGAUCCUGUAUUCCACCGCCCCGGAGCUGAAAGAGGCUCGGACAAUCCUCAACAACGUGAUGUGCCGGAAGCUGUAUAAGUGCAUCGGACAGACGCAGCCAAAACCGGACACAAAGAUCUUGCCGCAUGAGCUGGACACUUUGGCCAGCGAUGUUGCAAAAUCUAUCCCACAGGUCCCAUCAGAUGUGAAUCUAGAUCCAGGAGACUUCAUUGUCAGUGUGAUAAACAUAGACUAUGGAAUGAAGGAAAAAAAUCCCAUCAACAACGUGCGUUUCUACUGCAAGAAUGACCCUACCAAUGCCAUCAGAAUUCGUAAAGACCAGGUAAGCCCCUUUCUAUGUAAACAUAGUAACAGUUGUUAUUGCAAGUCAGAAUUCUCUGGCCUUACCUAUAUCUUCUGUCCUAAAACUUUCAUAGGCCCCAAGCACUGUGCCUACAGUGCCUAA
Lepisosteus oculatus (spotted gar) is the source of this 1923-nucleotide messenger RNA. Lineage: Eukaryota; Metazoa; Chordata; Actinopteri; Semionotiformes; Lepisosteidae. The record is from RefSeq and is a predicted model, not a curated record.